CGCUCACACGCACUACGCAGCUACGGAAGCCUUCGAGUUCACCAAGUUAGCAGGCUUCUCUCCGAAAAUGGCGAGCUGGGGACGAGUUGCGGCAGUCUUAAGGAAUGCGUUGAGGAGCCCCCGGUCUCUGCAGAGUCUGGCACUUCGCCGUGCGGUCGGCCCUGGUGUUUUCGGGUGUGUAGUCGGAACUGGGCUGGUCUGUUAUUAUCAGUACCGUGCCAGCAUCGGGACGCUGCCCUUCGCUGUUCAUGCUGAGGAACAAAAAGAAGCCGCAGCUCCCCAGGGAUCACCCAGAAGGGUCCGUUUCAUCCAGUUCGCCUCGGUGGUGUACGAACAGGAGCCAUACAUGACCCCGCGAGACUUCCUGUUCUCCGUGAUGCUGGAGAACGUGGACAGAAAGCUGCAGAAGAAAGUUUUAACACAAAAGGAACUUGAGAAAAUGUUGGCGUCUGCCUCUACAGUCCGGGCCGGUAAUGAUCUGUUCAGAACCUUAGGAGACAAUGGGUUGAUCUCCUACACAGAGUAUCUGUUCCUGCUGACUAUCCUGACUAAGCCGCGUACAGGAUUUCACAUUGCAUUCAAAAUGCUUGAUGUUGACGGCAAUGAGCAUGUGGACAAAAAGGAGUUUCUCAAGCUGAAGAAAAUCAUUGGGAAAAGUAAAAUGAAAGCUCCUAAGGAGAGCACAGAGAAUCCAGUGGAAGAAGGAGAAGGUGUUAACACAACACUGCAGACCUACUUCUUUGGAAAGAAAGGGGAAAACAAGCUGCAGUAUCAGCAGUUUUGCAGGUUCAUGGAGGACCUGCAGGCUGAAGUCCAGGAGAUGGAGUUCAUGCAGUUCUCCAGAGGUAUGGACACCAUGCGAAGAGAAGACUUUGCAGAGUGGCUGCUUCACUACACCAACGAAGAAGACAAUGAAGUCUACUGGGAGAACAUGAGGAAGAAAAUCCCUGCAGGCCAGAGUAUCACAUUUGAUGAGUUCAAGGCCUUCUGUCUGUUCACCAACAAUCUGGAGGAUUUUGCCUUUUCAAUGAAACUGGUGACUGAAGCCCAUCGUCCUGUUCAAAUGGCCCAGUUCAAACGAGCUGUGAGGAUCGCCACAGGCCACGAUCUGUCUGAGAACGUGCUGGAUACUGUAUUUAAACUGUUUGAUAUGGACGGAGACAAUUGCCUGAGCCAUAAGGAAUUCAUGGGUGUGAUGACAGACCGAGUACUGCGUGGUCUAAAGGUGCAGCAUCAGAACGGCUUCUCUGGCUAUUGGAAAUGUGUGAAGAGAGAGACCAUGAAUGCAGCUCGGGAGGCUCUGGGGGACAACAGGAGCCCCUUCUGAACCACUAGGUCUCGUCUUAUAGAUGAUCACUAUACCACUACCAACCUUGUUCUCUUAUAAUCAAAUAAGUGGGGUGAACAAGAUUAUAAAUGUAACCACAUGUAAAGAGGAUUCACACCACUACUGUGUGUACAGAUAUGUUUACAGAUCAGUAAUGCAUUGUCUGGAUAGCCAUACGCGUGUGCAUAUACUUUUCAAGAACUGUGGUUGUGGCGUUUACAAUAUUUGUAUUACUUGGUGCACUGUGCUGGCCUUUGUGCUUAAUCAAUUUAUGCAUUUUAGAUUAGAAUGGCUGAUGACUUAAUUUAUUUUUCUACUCCUUUUCCUCUCUGUUUACAAAACUGUGGUUCAGUGAAUAUACGCUCAUUCUGUGCAUGUUGAUACCCUUUCAAGUGCUUAUAACAUAUCGGGUGUGGGUUUUUGUGAAAAAUAUUUAUCAAAUAAAGUUUCAUAAAAAUGUUUCAACAA
Messenger RNA from Acanthopagrus latus (yellowfin seabream), 1795 nucleotides. It is a transcript of the gene micu2, whose product is annotated as mitochondrial calcium uptake 2. The record is from RefSeq and is a predicted model, not a curated record. Gene Ontology annotation, molecular function: calcium ion binding. Gene Ontology annotation, biological process: calcium import into the mitochondrion; mitochondrial calcium ion homeostasis. Gene Ontology annotation, cellular component: uniplex complex. Bases 68 to 1327 code for a protein of 419 amino acids. The transcript is spliced from 12 exons. NCBI's taxonomy places the organism in Eukaryota, Metazoa, Chordata, Actinopteri, Spariformes, Sparidae.